AAACCCCUCUCUAUAUCUCUCUCUCAUUUCCCAAUACGUACAUCACUAUUUAUUUCUCUCUCUCUGUCUCGUUUGAUCAGCGAGACUUUGAAGAGUGAAUUACAAAAGAGUUUGGUUUGGUUUGGUUAUUUCGAGGAGUGUUAUACCGUUAUGAAUGACUUUACAUAAAUUCUUGUGAUUCUACUCUUUAUUUUUCUGGGUUUCUUUUGACCUAUUUUGUUUUUAAUUUUCUCAAAGAAAAGAAGCGUUGCUUAUUCUUCCCAGUUCUAAAGAAGGAGAAAAGGAUGAAGAACGAGGAACAGUCAAGAUCUCUGUUUGGAAUCUCUCUGUCUGAUCGACCAACAUGGCAACAGUUUCUCAUCUGCACGUCUGGUUUCUUCUUUGGUUACCUCGUCAACGGAGUUUGCGAGGAAUAUGUUUAUAAUCGCCUGCAAUUUAGCUUUGGUUGGUACUUCACCUUUAUACAAGGAUUUGUCUACUUGUUCCUCAUCUACCUUCAAGGCUUCACCACAAAGCAUAUUGUGAAUCCUAUGAGAACUUAUGUCAAACUCUCUGCUGUUCUCAUGGGAUCACAUGGUUUAACCAAAGGCUCUUUGGCUUAUCUCAAUUAUCCUGCUCAGAUCAUGUUUAAAUCCACCAAGGUGUUGCCUGUGAUGAUAAUGGGAGCGUUCAUACCCGGUCUGAGGAGAAAAUACCCGGUCCAUGAAUACAUUUCAGCCUUCUUGCUGGUUCUUGGUUUGAUACUAUUCACAUUAGCAGACGCACAAAUGUCUCCAAACUUCAGUAUGAUUGGGAUUCUGAUGAUUACUGGUGCAUUGAUCAUGGAUGCUUUCUUGGGUAAUCUCCAAGAAGCCAUUUUCACAAUGAAUCCCGAGACAACUCAGAUGGAGAUGCUUUUCUGCUCGACGGUUGUUGGAUUACCGUUCUUGUUUGUUCCCAUGGUCUUAACCGGAGAGCUAUUCCGUGCUUGGACUGCGUGCUGGCAACAUCCGUAUGUGUACGGAGUGCUUGUAUUCGAAGCAAUGGCCACAUUCAUCGGUCAAGUCUCGGUUCUAUCCCUCAUUGCCCUCUUUGGAGCCGCUACAACCGCCUUGAUAACAACGGCUAGGAAAGGCGUUACGUUGUUGCUGUCGUAUUUGAUAUUCACCAAGCCGUUGACUGAGCAGCACGGGUCUGGAUUGCUGUUGAUAGCAAUGGGAAUAGUGUUGAAGAUGGUUCCUAUGGAUAGUAAACCUCCUAGCAAGAUUCCGGCGAGACCAGCGGCUAGGAACGCCGGAGGUGAGGGUGGUAGAGAAGAGGAAGAAGAGAGGAAGUCAUUGGUUUAAUAAUGUUGCCAUGUAUCUAUCUAUAUAUACUUUAUUUCAGAAGCUUAAAGGAUUUAUAGACAAAAAAAACACAAAA
Molecule: messenger RNA, 1401 nt
Organism: Brassica oleracea var. oleracea
Lineage: Eukaryota; Viridiplantae; Streptophyta; Magnoliopsida; Brassicales; Brassicaceae
Product: UDP-galactose/UDP-glucose transporter 2
Exons: 7
Coding region: 285-1325 (346 amino acids)
Biological process (GO): transmembrane transport
Cellular component (GO): Golgi membrane; endoplasmic reticulum membrane
Molecular function (GO): transmembrane transporter activity
Source: RefSeq, a predicted model, not a curated record